AGGGUGAAAGGAGCGAGAGCGGGAGGAUUUUUUGUGUCGUUGCAGUUGGAGACAGACAGGAAAGAUUGUGAGGGGCGCGGAAAAUCAUUUCUGGAUUUGCUGUUGAGGCGGGAGUUCUUCUUUGCGGCUUGGCUUCGAAUUGGCUGUUAUUCCGGAAGUUGGGUUUCUGAAACAGUUAGGAGUUUCAUCUUGUGGUGGAAUAAGAUGGCGUUGGGAAGAAGUUGGAGUUUUGCAGAAUAUGGCCAGGAAUGUUUGAAGUCUUCGUCGGAUUUCCUGGAAGUGGGGAGCCAGGACGACGGAUUGGAACUGACUUUGUGCAUGCGAGCAAUUGGAAGGAAGAGAAUUAUCGUCCCAAACCGAUCCGAGUUACCGCCUAUGAGUUGUCUCCGCGAAUUCCGACCCGCAAAACGCCGGAAUUCAAAUGCGAACCUGGUUUCAACGGACCCAUCGAGAAAUUUGCAUCUUGAGGCUCUUCCUCUGGACAUCCUGGUGAGAAUAUUAUGUGGCGUGGACCAUGAAGAUUUAAAGCAGUUGUAUCUUGUCUCUAAGACAAUUAAAGCAGCCGCUAUGGUUGCUAAGGAUUAUCAUUUUGCAUUUAGCACUCCAAAAGCUACGCGUUCAAGAUCAGUAGCGCUGGAUUCCUCAGAAGUCUCAAGUAUUUCGGCUGAAGGCAAUACUGAAGCACCAAAUGCUCCAUUGCGUCAUCGAUACGCGAAAGCGCGAUCUGGCAAGAAAUUUGCUGAAAUUUCAGUGAACUUGUUCUGCUCCGCGGCUGAGGAUUAAUGAAGAGUGCUGCUUUUAGUUGAAGGCUUGAAGCUAGUUUCUCUUUUUUUCUCUCUCUUGUAACGAUAUGUAAAUACGGACACGGCUGAUGCUCUGUACAUAUGUUCGUUUGCAAUUCUUUGGUCACGGUGGCCUUGUCCCUCAAUCUUCUCAGUUGAGGGAUGAACACCAUUGCAUUAGGCAAAACUUCAGUUACAAUUACGGUCUUUCUAGAUAUUGGUCUUCUCCAUUCACUAGGCAAUAACGAGUAAACAGCUAUUUCUGCAUAUGGCUGUUAUGUAUAUCAGUCCGAUUACCUGAAAAGUUGUUUUUUCAGUUUUAUGUAAUUUUAUUACCUUCGUACACAUUCAUGUUGUAGCUUUUUAAGUGGUCAAUAGAACAGCUUUUAUUUA
Molecule: messenger RNA, 1175 nt
Organism: Nymphaea colorata (pocket water lily)
Lineage: Eukaryota; Viridiplantae; Streptophyta; Magnoliopsida; Nymphaeales; Nymphaeaceae
Product: F-box protein SKIP27
Exons: 5
Coding region: 205-783 (192 amino acids)
Molecular function (GO): protein binding
Source: RefSeq, a predicted model, not a curated record